UCCGGUUCCGCUCCGACCCGGGGACCGAGGGUGAUGGCGGCAACCCAGGAAUUGUCAAAAGGGGGCGUUGAAGAGGCUUUGGAGGAAGAGGACCCGGCGGCUUUGAAGCCUGGGGCCGCGCCGUUCGGAAAUUUCCCUCAUUAUUCCCGCUUCCACCCUCCCGAGCAAAGGCUCCGCCUUCUGCCCCCGGAGCUUCUUCGACAGCUCUUCCCUCCCGAGGGUUCCGAGAGGAGGCCGAUCCUAGGGCUCGACGUGGGGUGUAACUCCGGGGAUCUGAGCGUGGCUCUGUACGAACAUUUCCUUUCCCCGCAUGAUGGGGAGACCAGCUCCGGCACUUCCAGAGAACUCCGCCUCCUCUGCUGUGAUAUAGAUCCAGUCCUUGUGGAGCGGGCUGAAAAUGGCUGUCGCUUUCCUGAUGCCUUGACCUUUAUCACCCUGGACAUCAUGGAUCAAGAGAGCAGGAAGGCUCCCUUGAGUUCUUUCUUAAGCCAGUUUGGGCGUUCCGUUUUUGACAUUGUCUUCUGCAUGUCAGUAACCAUGUGGAUUCACCUGAACCAUGGGGACCGUGGUCUGUGCGAGUUCCUGGCCCACGUCUCCUCUCUCUGCAGCUACCUCCUCGUGGAGCCACAGCCCUGGAAGUGUUACCGGGCAGCCGCAAGACGCCUACGCAAGCUGGGACUCCACAAUUUUGAUCACUUCCGCUCCCUGGCCAUCCGAGGUGAUAUGGCCAGCCAGAUCGUGCGAAUCUUGACGCAGGACCACGGGAUGGAGUUAGCAUGCUGUUUUGGCAACACCGGUUGGGACCGAAGCCUUCUACUCUUCAGAGCAAAGCACACCAAGGAGACUCAGGCAAUCCCUGAAUCAUCGACCAAAGAGACAGGGACGGAUUAAGAUUGGGAAGGCAGUGGGACAGACCAGUAAAGAGAGACUGGAACUUCUAUACCGAGACUCGAGUUUGCAUCCCUGAGACCUGGCAGGAGCGUUGGACAUAGUGUCCGAAGCAAGCAGCUGAAAGGCCCUGUCUGUGUCCCGGGGUGCUUGGACCGUGCUGGGAAUGAGUUCAUAGAACUGCGGGCGCGAGGCAGCUGGAUAGAUUGUGGUCCCGAGGAAUGAAACUGCUCUUGGAAGUGGUUUUAUUUCCUUAGAAUCCUUAAGGUAUUGGGUGCGCUCGGCAGCGAAUCUAUGACGAACCUCAUCUCUAGCUCAAAGGGGUUAUUUAUUAAAAAAGAAACA
Molecule: messenger RNA, 1233 nt
Organism: Rattus rattus (black rat)
Lineage: Eukaryota; Metazoa; Chordata; Mammalia; Rodentia; Muridae
Gene: Bcdin3d
Product: BCDIN3 domain containing RNA methyltransferase
Exons: 2
Coding region: 34-891 (285 amino acids)
Biological process (GO): miRNA metabolic process; negative regulation of pre-miRNA processing
Cellular component (GO): cytoplasm
Molecular function (GO): RNA methyltransferase activity; O-methyltransferase activity
Source: RefSeq, a predicted model, not a curated record